UAUAUAAAGGGUGAGUUAGGUAAUGAAAAUUUGUCAAGAACGCCACUCAUCACGACAUCAUAGCAACUCAUCAAGCUUCAAAAAUCAAGAAAAAUCCAUUAAAACCCAGAUGGAGGAGCCUUCUUUCUUCCACCAAUACCUGAAACCAGACCUCUCUUUUGAUUAUUUUCCAUCACUUUCUUGGGAAGAAUCUUUUCCUUACCACUCAAAUUUUCUCCCUUUCGAAGCUAAUGACUCCGGAGAUAUGCUUCUCUUCGAUGUUGUAGCUCAAGGACACCAGAAAGAAUCUUCAGAAUCCAAUUCCACCACCGCAACUAAAGAAGAAGAUCUCACUUCCCAAGAAGAAGUUUCAGUUUCCACAAUCAAGAAAGAGAAAUCUUACAGAGGAGUACGAAAGCGACCAUGGGGAAAAUAUGCCGCCGAGAUCAGAGACUCCACCAGAAAUGGCAUCAGAGUUUGGUUAGGCACCUUUGACAGUGCAGAGGCAGCCGCUUUAGCUUAUGAUCAAGCAGCAUUUUCCAUGCGAGGUUCAAUGGCUAUACUGAAUUUUCCGGUGGAGACGGUGAGACAGUCACUUCAAGACAUUAAGUAUCGGUGUGAAGAUGGGUGUUCGCCGGUGGUGGCGUUAAAGAGAAAGCACUCGAUGAGACGAAAAUCGACGAGCAAGAAAAGUAAAGGGAAAGAGUUAAACAUUAAGCCAAAGAAUGUGGUGGUAUUAGAGGAUUUAGGAGCUGAGUAUUUAGAAGAGCUUUUGAGCUCAUCAUGUGAAGGAAGUCCAAAUCCAUGGUGAAUCUAAUUCUUUUACCCAUUAUUUUCUUCUUCUUGAUUUUCUUUUCUCUUUCAUCUGUGGUUUCCAGCUUUCUCUGUCAAUCCUUGUUAUUUUGAUCUGAAUUUGUAAAGUGGAAAAAGAAUGGAUAUGUUUAUUUGAAAAAAAAAUUAUUAAAAAAAGGCAAUGGCUUUAUCUUCUUU
Manihot esculenta (cassava) is the source of this 969-nucleotide messenger RNA. RefSeq names its product ethylene-response factor C3. The transcript has a single exon. NCBI's taxonomy places the organism in Eukaryota, Viridiplantae, Streptophyta, Magnoliopsida, Malpighiales, Euphorbiaceae. The coding region runs from base 23 to 790 and encodes 255 amino acids. Gene Ontology annotation, molecular function: DNA-binding transcription factor activity; DNA binding. Gene Ontology annotation, biological process: regulation of DNA-templated transcription; ethylene-activated signaling pathway. The record is from RefSeq and is a predicted model, not a curated record.